GAAAUCACAAGAAGACAAACAUUUGAAAAAGGAACAACCAGUUUAUCUUCUCUUGACUGUACUUUACCAUUCACGAUGAAGGAGAUGUGCACUGGGCCCUUCACAAGGGCAUUCGCUGGAGAACUCAUUGGUACUUUCAUAUUUGUCUUUUUCGGCCUGGGUUCUGCACUAAAUUGGCAAUCAGCACUUCCAACAGUUCUGCAGAUUUCCUUCACUUUUGGACUGGGCAUAGGAACCCUUGUUCAAACCUUGGGACAUGUUAGUGGUGCCCAUCUUAAUCCAGCUGUGACUGUGGCUUUCCUGAUAUCAUCCCAAAUCUCCCUCUUCCGUGCUGUUUGCUAUGUUUGUGCCCAGCUGUUGGGAGCGGUUAUUGGUGCUGCUUUACUGUAUGAGUUCACUCCUGAAGACGUUCGUGGUAGCUUUGGAGUCAACUUGCCUAGUAAUAAUGCAACAGAAGGACAGGCUGUGACUGUGGAAAUCAUCCUCACCCUCCAACUAGUGCUCUGCAUUUAUGCCUCUACUGAUGACAGGAGGGACGACAAUGUAGGGUCUCCAGCACUUUCUAUUGGCCUCUCUGUUGUUCUGGGUCACUUAGUUGGGAUUUAUUUCACCGGCUGUUCAAUGAAUCCAGCGCGCUCAUUUGGACCAGCUUUGGUAGUUGGAAAUUUUAACACACACUGGAUCUUCUGGAUUGGACCUUUGGUAGGGGCCAUCCUAGCCUCCUUGAUCUAUAAUUAUGUACUGUGCCCCCAGGAGCAAAGCUUCUCUGAGAAGUUAUCUGUGUUCCUAGGAAGAAUGCCAACUUUGCAACAAGAGGAAGAAGAGUGGGAGGAAAGACAAGAACAGCCCAGGAGAAAAUCAAUGGAACUUCAGACAUUGUAAUAUCUACUGCAUUUAAUUGAUGGAAAUGAACUGUGAUGUUUUUCUAACUUACCAUAUCUUAUCUUGUCAUAUCUUAUGGGAAACUAUGAGUAAAAUACACGAUAGGUUAGAUAAUAUUGAAAAAUGAAGGACAUAUAUUAUUCCACAUAAUAUACAGACUUGUACCAAAUAUUUGCACAUUGUAUAAAGUUAUUGAAGAUGGUAUGUGUAAAAGUAGGUCCCCCUGCUCAUUGACACAGCGCUUGUGGUUAGAAAAAGGUAAUCCGUAAUAAGAGAUGGCGAUAUUAGGUGUUCAUUGCCCAGGAUUUUAGUGAUAUCCUAGUGAUAGUUUUAUCCGUAGAUGCCAUGACCAAUACCUUGAUUCAUAGUGAAAAAGGUUAUGUCCUUCUUUACUAUAAUUUUUUUGCUCCAAUACAUCUAAAAUGAUAAAGCAGACACCUAUGUGUAAAUAUUUGCCUACACAGUAGCUACUAUGCAAAUCUAUGUGUCCACAUGGUAAGAUACUUUAAACAAAACCUGUGUGGGCUGAUCCUGCAGCCACACUCCCUUCCAUCUAACUCCUGCUUCUUGCUAACCUACCAAAUAUAUAAUAGGAAGAAGUAGAAAUUGCACAUUUCUUAAAUUUUUUACCUUUUUAUGCACUGAUUGGAGCAAUGAAAACAUUUGUUGCAAAGGUGGACAUACCCUUUAAAAACAAAUGCAUAUUAGUGUUAAUAGGCUUUUGUUUAAAUGGAUUUACAGAGGUGGAUUUAAUAAUCCUAUAAAUGUUGCACACUUAGACCUGCACCUGAUUUAUCACAAGGGCUCAGGCUGGAUGAUAAAUAUGGCACAGUGAUAGACACAGAUGUUUAACUUAAUACCAUCUAUUGGUUGGCUUACUCUGAGACAGAAUUUUACAUUAGAAUUACUGUAUGAAGCAAAUUGCAUGUUACAGAAAAUGCCCACUUUCUGGUGACUCUGCACCCAAAAAGUACAGAAACCCAAGUGCCUUGUGCCAGAUUGCAACACCUUUUAGACCAAGUGCAAUCUGGGCCACAGUAUUAGAAAGGCACUCCCACAACAACAUUUUUAUUCUCUGACCUGUUA
Bufo gargarizans (Asiatic toad) is the source of this 1968-nucleotide messenger RNA. RefSeq names its product aquaporin-2-like. Gene Ontology annotation, biological process: transmembrane transport. Gene Ontology annotation, cellular component: plasma membrane; apical plasma membrane. Bases 76 to 882 code for a protein of 268 amino acids. NCBI's taxonomy places the organism in Eukaryota, Metazoa, Chordata, Amphibia, Anura, Bufonidae. Gene Ontology annotation, molecular function: water channel activity. The transcript is spliced from 4 exons. The record is from RefSeq and is a predicted model, not a curated record.